AUGUUCCGAAACGGUCAUCGAAGUAGCAACAUGCGAGGAGGAGUUGGAAAGGGAAAACACCAGGGUGGUUUCCAUGGGGCAGGAAGAAAAAGCAGAAACGGCACAGACAGGUACUUCCAUGAGGGAGGGAUAUAUGGAAGAGACGCAGCCAACCAGGAGGAUGAAAACGGGCCACACACAUUUGGCGACGCGUACUACUACGACAACGACAGCUCGGCGGCGAGCGAGGAAGGAGAGGCCCCCAUGGAGCAAACCAACCCUGCAGAGGAAGCAACAAGUAGGGAGGAGCCCCGUGUUAACAGUGACCAGCAGCCCACCACGAAUCACGUGGAUUACGUAGAUUACGUGGAGUAUAUGAACAACCUCAAAAAGGGACAAGAUAAAAACUGUGCUGAAAAAGAAAACCCAUUGGACUCUUCCGAAGGGAAGGAAGAGGUUGGUGGACACCCGCCCAGUGACGAACAGGACGAAGGUGACCAGGACGAAGGUGACCAGGACGAAGCUGACGAGGACGAAGCUGACGAGGACGAAGUGGGUGAACCCCCAAAAGGAGUCUUCAGAAUUUUCCUUCUGUUCUCGCCCCUGGCCCUUACCAGCAUAGGAAAGAGAACGUGCGUUAUAAAUGCUGAUGAGCACAUGUCAUUGCUGGAGAGCAAAUUAAAAAAUGUGGAGGAUUCAUUAUCAGCUGCAAGGAGUACAAAGGAGCAGGUGUUCCUCAAGACCAAAGUGGAAGCAAUAGAAAAUAAACUCAAGAACGUACGGUUGGAUGUACUUUUUUUUACUUUGUUAAGUUUGCGUGACAGUAUUAUUAACAAAAGGGGCAAGCUGCAAAUUUAUGUGCAUACAGUUAACGGGUUACUAAUUUUUGUGUCUCCAUCCUUUCGGGUACCUCGAAGUUUUUCCCUUUUUAAAAAGGUCAUGUUAAAUUUGAUGCUACGGAAUGUCGUGCUCGACCCAGACGGGCGUCCCCUCCUGAAGGUUCUGCCCCACCCGGUCAAGCGAUACGUGGGAUCCUCCGUCUGCAUCGGCAUUUCGAACAUGGGUUUUCCCACAGACGUAAAAAAGCUAGCAAAGAAGAUCAAGGAGACAACGAACGAUUAUUCAUUUUUCCUUUCUCUGUCCACUGCAUUUGAUUUAACACACUUUAUUGAAUCAAUUUCGAAAAGCGACUCUGAGGCUUUCCGCUUGGAUUAUGUCAUCCGCGUGUCGGACCUCCCCCUGUCCACAGUGGCCGUUUGUUCCAAGCUGACCCAUUUUUUGAAUGACUAA
Molecule: messenger RNA, 1269 nt
Organism: Plasmodium fragile
Lineage: Eukaryota; Apicomplexa; Aconoidasida; Haemosporida; Plasmodiidae
Exons: 2
Coding region: 1-1269 (422 amino acids)
Biological process (GO): rRNA base methylation
Cellular component (GO): nucleolus; small-subunit processome
Molecular function (GO): rRNA binding; rRNA (pseudouridine) methyltransferase activity
Source: RefSeq, a predicted model, not a curated record